AAAAAACAAAUGGUGUUAAAAGGAAUUGUGUUUGUUGCAUUGACUUGUAAUUACAUUUCAACAAACCAACAGCAGCAUCUCUUUCUAGAAAUAAUGUCGAUACUUAAUCAUCAUUAACAGUCUGCAGAAGGAAGUGUUGACGCUGUCAGGACACACCAACUCUCCGCAGAGGUGGAGUAGUAUUGUUGUAUAUUUACUGAAAUGUUGUUGUAUAAUUUUGAGGUACUUCCAUUUUUACGCUACAAUUCUAUACUUCAUUUGGCAUAUAGCUACUUUUCAGACUACAAUUUUCAUCAUAUCAGAUCAUAUGAUGGGUUUAUAAAAUACAAUGCGAUGUUAGCGGUGUCUAGUGAGGACCUAUUCAUCAUGUUUCAGAUGUUCAUGAGUUGUUAGCAGCAUAUUAGCAAGAGAGAUUUCCCUCCUAAACUUUUCAGAUGGUUUAAUUCAAAUAACUGUUGUAGGCCCAGAGAGGUGAGAUUAUCUGAUGAUUUACACAGAAAAAGCAAGUUAGAGAAAAUCCCUCCAAAAUUAUACAAUUUUGAGUCGCAAAACCUUUUCUGUUUUGUCGUCGUACUGCUCACAUUAUUCAUCUCACAACCCCUCAGAUGUACUCUGUGACCUUUUGAUGGGGCCUGAGCCAGAGGUUGAGAACCAACGGACUAUCAAACUGUAUAUAAAGUAGUUGUAAAAAGCCUCAACCAACUUUCACUUUCUUGAUGUAUAUUUAGCUGAUAACAAUUCUCACUGAAGUAGGAUUUUCAAUCCAGGACUUUACUUUGAAAGGGAGUUAAAAUUCAUGUUUUCAUUCAACCUUCAUUUAUUCAUGUAUUCAUACUUUUACUUAAGUUCAGGGUCUCAAUACAUAUCCCACCACUCUUCAUAGAUACCACAAGGAAUAAGUUCAUUCUCGUGAACGCGAUAUCUCAGUAACUUCUUGAGGGAAUCUUUUCAAAUUGGCACAACUCGAGGAUGAACUGACUACAGUUUGCUGGUCAGAGGUCAAGGUGACGGCAUAAAACACAGUUUUGGCCAUAACUCAAGAAUUGAUACGCUAAUAUUCACACAAACGACUCAUAGUAUAACUUAUGAAGUGAUGACAUAUUGGACAGACAUGGUUGGAACUUGUAACUUGACUGGUGGGCGGAGGAAUUCAUCUGCAGGGCAGUAAUUCAAUUUUUUAUUUUGUGUGAACUAACCUUUUAAUUGAGAUUCAUAUUUCCACUGAUUCAGCUAAAAAUAACACCUAUUACAAAGUGAAGGAAAUCUGAGUAAUGUACUCGGAUGUGAUUGAAAAUAUACCGUCAUCAGAAAUGAAAUCGUACCCGUCGCUAUCAAAAAUGAUCUGCUUCUUCAUCACUUGUCGGGUUUUACAGUUUGCACGGAAAGUGAUGAGGCUUUGAUGCAGAAGCGUUAGUCAGAGUGCAGACGGGUCUGAAUGUGAGAGCUGAACGUGUGAAUGGGACCGCAGCCAACUGGUAGAGAUCAGUAGGUGGGAGGGACAGGAAGAUGUCACCAGGUAAGGAAACAGUGACACAGAGGAUGGGUAGAGCGAGCGAGUGAGAGGACAGAGAGAAAGAAAGAGUCACACCUUGAGGAAGUUAACAAAACAAUACAAGGAGAACAAAGGACGCACCAUAUCAAAGAAUGGGACUUGUGCAAUGUUUUGUGAUCGUCUUGAUGUUAUCUGCACAGUUGGUGCUCACAUUUCCGCUGGAAACAGAUGGGACCCAUCAUUACACUGUGGGCGACGAAAUGUGUCAAAUGUGCCCUGCAGGUAAGUAUUGGAAGUCUUGUACAGAGUGCGAGUCCUGUACUGCUGGAUACUACACAACUGAGUUGAACCGUGAACCCAUCUGCCAUCCCUGCUACGGAGACUGCACACCAGAUUAUCAUCUGAAGGUGGUUCAGAACUGCACCAGGAAGACAGAUGUGAAGUGCGUCUGUGAGGAUGGUUUCUUAUGCACUGAAAUGGUCCCAUACUCUAAAAACUGCAAGAACUGUGUCAAGAUUCAAGAGACGACCACGACUGAAGUAGCCGCUGUUACUUCAGGCAAAGAUAAACACACACCUUCCUCAGCUUCCUCAGGACAUAGCAGCACUUCCGCCAAACCCUGCCAAUUUCCCAAGUGUGGCCCCCAGUCAGACCCACCGGCAGGAAAUAGCUCACAUGCCAAAGGAGGUGAAGACGAGACGGAAAAUGAGCUGGUGGCCAUCUUGUGCCCAGUGGUUGUCGUGGGAUGCGUGGCCCUUGUGAUCCUGUUCUUCGUUCGUCGCCCCAGAGACGAAACAUGUUUCAAGCAAGCUAUUAUAAAGUUAUGCAAUGAGGGAGGAACAGAUGCUUCUCACAAGCCAAACGACUCAACUCAUCAGUUCCCAAAAGACUCAUACAGUGCAAAGCAGCAGCCACCAUUCCUUUCAGCAGCCAAUCUGGGUCCAGUCCAUGUCCACAAUCCGGGGACGGUCAUCUUUAGCUUGCUCAAUCAGUUUACAGGCCAAGUUGGACCGACAAUUGAAUGUGGGAAGACAGCUGAAAGAGUGAUUAGUGAAGAAGAAGACGAGAGACACUGUCCUGUGUUUCAUCCCACAUCUUCUCCCAGUAUCCAUCUCUCUGAGGAGGAGAGGAGCGAAGAGAUUGACAGCAUUUUCUUUCCCUCCCAGGAGCAGGGGAAGGACUUCCACAUGUCCAAAGAGGAGGUGCUAUGAUGCAUCCUAAAAAACCCUAGAAGAUUUGUGUUGGUGCUUACGUCCAGACUCAUCCGAGACAAAUUCUUUUAAAGGAACUGUGAAACCGCAGAUGAGUGUGAAGCAGAUCCAUCUCGUGUGAAGGGAUCUCAGUGCUCUGCAGAGACAUUUUUAUCUGCAGGUUCCAAGAAAACUUGUAGUCAGUACACACCAGAAACUUUACCUCUGGGAAGAGUUGGAGGGUGAUCUGCUUUGUAAGUUAUUGUUUUUAAAUAUCAUGUAAAUACUCUUUAAUACGCUCUGUCACUUUGCUUUCAAGUAUUUAACCUGAAUGUUUAAUGUUUUGCAUAAAUGAGGCAUUUUGAUUACAACACAAUUUUAUUUAGAAUACAGAAAACUAAGUAGAAAUGCAUGUUAAAAACAUUGUAUUAUCUGAAAAUUGUAUUCAUAUAUACACCUAUAAAUGUUAAGAUGUGAAAUAUCUUUAAAUGUUGUGUACAAUAGUACAUACCUGCAUUUCGAAACAUACUGCACAAUUUAUAACUCAUGCAUGACAAAUACAGUGUCACAUUCGGUAUGUUCAUUGUCUUUCAGAUUCUUAAUCUGUGUUUUUACACACUGGUAUCAUCUUAUUGUCACAGAUGUCAUGUUUCACAUGUCCUGAAACAAACGUUUUCUGUGGUUCCAUUCGUCAGCAUGGGCCAAGUAACGUUUGCCCCCAUUUGUCAGUAAUGUCCAAAGCAACGGGAGAU
Messenger RNA from Anarrhichthys ocellatus (wolf-eel), 3434 nucleotides. RefSeq lists its product as uncharacterized. NCBI's taxonomy places the organism in Eukaryota, Metazoa, Chordata, Actinopteri, Perciformes, Anarhichadidae. The record is from RefSeq and is a predicted model, not a curated record. Gene Ontology annotation, molecular function: protein binding. Gene Ontology annotation, biological process: immune response-regulating cell surface receptor signaling pathway. Gene Ontology annotation, cellular component: CD40 receptor complex; external side of plasma membrane. Bases 1645 to 2703 code for a protein of 352 amino acids. The transcript has 11 exons.